AUGAAAGAUCGCUCACGUGCACCGCCGUUCGCCGGGCUCGUUCUCCAGCGCGCGCCUCGCACGCGCAAGUGCCCUUUGCAAGGCAAACGCAACAGCCGAGUCGAGGAAAGAAGACGCGUUGGUCUGGUCGGGUCUGUUGUGCUCCGAGAAGGCCUGUGCAUUCCAGCGUGUAACCCAGCGAGAGUAGACGCACGGGAGAAACUUCGCAGCGUCCACCUUGGGACCCAACAGAGACGCAAGACCGUGCAAGAGCUUUGCCUCCGACCGACUCUUCAAGCGACGCUGCCAGGACAUAUCACCGGAACGCCGUCAAGCCUUGCUGCUGGAGAAGGCAGUUGUCGUCGACGCAAGAAGGUCCGCAAGUCCACAGCGAGGAUCGCCGGCACAGAAAGAAAGAAAGAUGCUUCUUCUACCGGUGGACGGAAAAGUAGCGCUCGCACAGAAGCCACACGAAGCGGUGAUCCGUAUUGCUGCCACCUGUGUGCUUACGUGUCGGACAGCUCGUGGCAAUUGAAGAAACACAUAGGGACACACAGUGCAGAGAAAGAGCUGCAAUGUCAUUUGUGUCCCGCGACAUUUGCGUCUCUCGGAAAUUACAAUCGCCACAUGCGCGGACACACUGUCGUAAACACAUACGAGUGUAGCUUCUGCCCAUUUACAUCGGCCUACAAGACGUCGAUAGAGUACCACAUGAGAACGCACACGGGUGACAAGCCUUUCGCUUGCGCGAUGUGCCCGUACGCAGCUAGGAGCACCAACGACCUGAAAAAGCACGUACGCACGCACACGGGCCAGAAACCAUACAAGUGCCCGAAGUGCCCUUAUGCUGCCUCGCAGGGCGGCCACCUGAAGCGGCACAUGAACCUGCACCCUUGAACAUGAGUUUAACUUAACGCUCUGAAAUACACAAAAUUCAUUAGUGAAAUGAUAAGCUUGAGUGGUGUCUGCAAU
Messenger RNA from Dermacentor silvarum, 951 nucleotides. RefSeq names its product zinc finger protein 513-like. The coding region runs from base 1 to 876 and encodes 291 amino acids. Lineage: Eukaryota; Metazoa; Arthropoda; Arachnida; Ixodida; Ixodidae. Gene Ontology annotation, molecular function: RNA polymerase II transcription regulatory region sequence-specific DNA binding; DNA-binding transcription factor activity, RNA polymerase II-specific. Gene Ontology annotation, cellular component: nucleus. The record is from RefSeq and is a predicted model, not a curated record. The transcript is spliced from 3 exons. Gene Ontology annotation, biological process: regulation of transcription by RNA polymerase II.